Messenger RNA from Hermetia illucens (black soldier fly), 1633 nucleotides. Its product is annotated as pancreatic lipase-related protein 2-like. The transcript is spliced from 5 exons. NCBI's taxonomy places the organism in Eukaryota, Metazoa, Arthropoda, Insecta, Diptera, Stratiomyidae. The record is from RefSeq and is a predicted model, not a curated record. The coding region runs from base 449 to 1534 and encodes 361 amino acids. Gene Ontology annotation, molecular function: lipase activity. Gene Ontology annotation, biological process: lipid metabolic process.
AGUGGUCAGACUUAAGGAGUUUAGAGUGAUAGUGAUUUAUAGCGUAUUUCGAAAGUUGAAAGUUGAAACCGCGUUAGUCGCCAAAAUGCCUAAAUUGACAGCCCACCUAAGAGAGCCGAAACAAUGGCAAUAGUCAGCCUACCCAGACCUCCUCAAUUAAGUGCUUUUCACGUGCAUUAAUACUAUCACGAUUGCGAAACUGCCAGAAAAUCCGUUACAAACAUUAACAAAUUCUGACAUUGUGCCAUUAACCCGAAUGAAGCAUAAAGCAUUCCCAGCAGCUGAAUUGGACACCAAAGUGCGUUCAGUCUGGCUGUGUAUGCUCACCUGGUAUUUGCUUCCGAUAUGCAUACUUUAAUCGACACCUACGCUUUUCAAUUGAACAAAUAUCGGACGCUCUAUAAAACAGUCGAGACACUGAGUGAAAUUCGAAAGGUUCUGUCUGGUCAUGAUCGCGGUGUGGAUUAUAGUCGUGUUAUGCGGGAGUUUCGCGGAUGUCCAAUCUUCCUCGGAUAAUCCUUUCGAUCCGACCCAUUAUUUGAACCGAGGUUUUUGGGUCUUCGAUAAUUGCUUCUAUACGAAUGCUAAGUGCCCCAAUGAAAAUAUCACCUUCUGGUUAUAUUCAAGAGAAUCCAGAACUGAACCGAAGUCGUUAAACGUGGAAAACCUUCAAUCCAGCGACUUUACUCCAAAGCGUCCACUGACCAUUCUAAUCCAUGGAUACACUGGAAAUCGAGAUGCUUCCCCUAAUACGCAAAUUAGAGAUCCUCUACUGGAUGCCGAUGAUAUCUACGUUCUUUCUGUGGAUUACAGUCCACUAGCUCCGGCACCUUGCUAUCCAUUUGCAGUGGAAAAUGCAAAAUAUAUCGGAAAAUGCAUCGCACAAAUUGUUGAUAAUCUGGUAGCUCCUGGAUUUGUGGAUAUGGACGAUAUCCAUGUGAUUGGAUUCAGUUUGGGAGCUCAGGUUGCUGGUAUAAUUGCGAAUCAUCUGAAGACUGGAAAGCUGAAGUGGAUUACAGGAUUAGAUCCAGCAAAACCGAUUUUCAACUUCUUCAACAACGACGGCAGAUUGGACUCAAGCGAUGCUGAAUUCGUGGAUGUAAUUCACACAGACGUCCUUGAGAGAGGGAUGUUAGCCGUGUCAGGACAUGUGGACUUCUAUCCCAAUGGCGGGACCAAUCAACCUGGCUGUAAGGAACAAACUGAAGCAAGUGUUGGUCAAUGCAAUCAUGAUCGAGCCCCGGAGUUUUACGCAGAAUCGCUGACCUCUUCCACUAAGCAAUUCUGGGGUUAUGCCUGUUACAGUUGGUUCAAUUUUAUGCUAGGAUUGUGUAAAUGGUCACCAACUUCUGAAGUAGAAAUAAUGGGAUAUCGAGUGCCAAAGAACGCAAGCGGUGUGUUUUUCUUGGAAACGAAUCCUAAUCCACCCUUCGCAUUGGGUCCUUAUCCAAAUUCGGCAUCAUCUAAAGAUACAUCACCACCGAGUGGCCAAAUUAUCACAGAAAAUCCAUCUCCAUUAAACGAGCUAAAGUAAAAAUUAUUUAUUCUUGCUCCACUAGAUACUGUUUUAGGCAUUUUUUGGUUUUUUGUUUUUCAAAUUUAAUUUAUUUAUUUAAGUUACAAAAAUAGACUG